This is a messenger RNA of Austrofundulus limnaeus, 1805 nucleotides long. It is a transcript of the gene npl, whose product is annotated as N-acetylneuraminate pyruvate lyase (dihydrodipicolinate synthase). The coding region runs from base 186 to 1100 and encodes 304 amino acids. NCBI's taxonomy places the organism in Eukaryota, Metazoa, Chordata, Actinopteri, Cyprinodontiformes, Rivulidae. Gene Ontology annotation, molecular function: lyase activity. The record is from RefSeq and is a predicted model, not a curated record. The transcript is spliced from 12 exons.
CCAUGUUUUUAUCGGGAACCACAGACGCUGGGCGAAAUAGGGAGACUGGAUUGGAGGAUUUCUCCUUUCUCUUCAUCCUUGAAGUCAAGGACUUGUGCUGUUUUUCGUUUAAUAAGUCGGACCUGGGAAUGACGUGACAGCCUUCUUAACCGUGCUUCAGUUUCAAGUCAGUAAACAAGUCCAUCAUGGCUCCAGCUGCGGACAAAAAGGUGACGGGUCUGGUAGCAGCUACAUUUACUCCCUUCACCACACAGGGUGAAAUCGAUACAUCAGUUAUUGGACCUUACAUUGACUACCUGUUAGAGAAGCAAGGGAUAAAGAGCAUAUUUGUGAAUGGCACCACAGGGGAGAGCAUGUCUCUUACUGUAGCAGAAAGGAAGGUCCUGGCAGAGGAGUGGUGUCAGAAAGCCAAGGGCAGAAUGGACCAAGUGAUUGUACAUGUUGGUUGCAUGAGUGUUAAAGAUUCCCAAGAUCUGGCUCGWCAUGCAGCACAAAUUGGGGCUGAUGGGAUAGCAGUCAUCGCCCCGUUCUUUUUUAAGCCCAGAACUGCAGAGACUUUGAGGGCAUUCAUGAAGGAAGUUGCUUCAGCUGCUCCAAAUCUGCCUUUUUAUUACUAUCAAAUCCCAGGGCUGACUGGUGUCCACGUGAAUGUGAGAGAUGUGAUCGAAGGUAUCGAGGAUCUGAUUCCCUCCUUCAGAGGCGUGAAGUUCACUGGGAGUGACCUCAUGGAUUUCGGCCAGUGUGUCAGUAACUGCCAGCCAGAGUGGUCAGUCCUGUACGGAGUGGAUGAGCAACUGUUAGCAGGUCUGGCUAUGGGAGCCCACGGAGCAGUUGGCAGCACAUAUAACUAUAUAGGAUGUCACGUCAACAAGCUCUUAUCUGCCUUUGAGAAGGGUGACCUUGUCCAAGCCAGGAGCAUACAGUUCAAAAUGCAGGAGCUUCUGAGUUACGCCAUGAAACUUGGCUUUGAUGUCGGAGUGAACAAGCAGCUGAUGUCGGAGCUGUCGGGUUUGUCUCUGGGACCCCCUCGACUCCCCCUGACGCCGUGUCCUCAUGAUCGCAUCGAGCAGAUCACUCAGAAAUAUCGCACCGUGUUUUAAAACCUUGUGAAUUUUCUUGAUGUUUUUUGGUCAAUACCUCUCACGGGACAGCAACAAUAUUACAGCAAAUAAUCAGCGCUGACGUACUUUAACUUUAAAACAUCAUUUAGAAAUAAAAAUGAUUGUUACUGAAUCUGUCUUAACUUGAACUUUCCUUAAAUAUAUUUUUCUUUGAGUUGAACUCAUAGCAUUAUCUUUUUUUCCAAGAGUAACUGUAUUUUUGGCAACUUUGUAAUGAAAUGAGUUGUUUUGAUACAGUAUAACUGGUUAUCAGGUUUCCUUAAUGGAUUUUGCAAAUGUGACAUUUUAGAUUUUACACUUGAAACGCUAAAAAUCUACWGUUUGUAAAAGCAUGGUUGAAUCCUUUUUUAAAAAAGCACCUUUUAGUGUAUUGUGAGACAAACUACUUUAAAAAGCUGAAGCAUUAUACAUUUUUGUUCAAAUAGGGAAGAUGGUCUUACSCAGUUUGAUUCAAUCUAAAGUGAAAGAUGUUUUUCUUGUCUUUAUUCUUGAUUUACCAUUUAAUUUCAUGCUACUUUAUGAAAAAGUAAAAUAUUUUUGUAAUGGUCUAUCUGAACAUCAACAGGCUCGUAAAACGCAUGAAAAACGUUUUUGUUGAUGUUUUCUGAUUCACAGAAAAAAUGCGAUGUAGUUUUAACACUGAUCAGAAAUUGUUACUAAUAAAUUUGGUACUAAUCCAAAGUG